AGCGGCGGCGGCUCCGGUGCAGCGCCCGCGGCGGCGCUCCCGGCACGGCCCGGGAUGGGCUCCGCGCACUCCGUGCCCGCCGAGAUGCGGGAGCUGGCGGACAGGACGGGCUUCACCUCGGAGCAGAUCGAGCACCUGCACCGGCGCUUCAAGCAGCUGAGCCAGGACCAGCUGACCAUCCGCAAGGAGAACUUUGACAGCAUCCCCGACCUGGAGUUCAACCCCAUCCGAGGGAAAAUCGUCCACGCCUUUUUUGACAAGCGGAACCUGCGGCAGGAGUCGGACGGGCUGGCGGAGGAGAUCAACUUCGAGGACUUCCUGACCAUCAUGUCCUACUUCAGACCCAUCGAGAUGAACAUGGACGAGGAGCAGCUCGACCGCUUCCGCAAGGAGAAGCUGAAAUUCCUGUUCCACAUGUACGACUCGGACCACGACGGGAAGAUCACGCUGCAGGAGUACAGAAAUGUGGUGGAGGAGCUGCUGUCGGGGAACCCCCACCUGGAGAAGGAGUCGGCUCGGUCCAUCGCCGACGGGGCCAUGAUGGAGGCAGCCAGCAUCUGUGUGGGACAAAUGGUGGGAGCCUCUGCUGGAGCCUCCUCUUGCUCUCAGGGGCUCUGCUGGCAUCACAAUGGGGCUGGGGGUGUCCCUGCUUCCCAGGGCACCCCCCUGUGCCACAGCAGCUUUGGCUGGAGGUGUUUUUUGCAGGGCCCGGACCAGGUGUACGAGGGCAUCACCUUCGAGGACUUCCUGAAGAUGUGGCAGGGCAUCGACAUCGAGACCAAGAUGCACGUCCGCUUCCUCAACGUGGACACCAUUGCCCACUGCUACUGAGAGGGGAGCAGGAGGAGGAGGAGGAGGAAGAGCAGCACCCAGCAGCAGCUCCAUGUCCUGGCACUCAGCUCUGCCCCACCCGUGUGCCUGUUCCAGGCUGGGGCUGCCCUCUAGAAACAUCAGAGGCUUUUAUCUGUAAUAAAAGAUAUUUCUCUUUUUA
This is a messenger RNA of Melospiza melodia melodia, 991 nucleotides long. RefSeq names its product tescalcin (gene TESC). Gene Ontology annotation, cellular component: plasma membrane; nucleus; cytoplasm. Gene Ontology annotation, molecular function: calcium ion binding; phosphatase inhibitor activity. Bases 55 to 831 code for a protein of 258 amino acids. The record is from RefSeq and is a predicted model, not a curated record. The transcript is spliced from 8 exons. Gene Ontology annotation, biological process: positive regulation of sodium:proton antiporter activity; positive regulation of granulocyte differentiation; protein localization to plasma membrane. NCBI's taxonomy places the organism in Eukaryota, Metazoa, Chordata, Aves, Passeriformes, Passerellidae.